UAAAACCCCGAAGAAGAAGGUUGUCAGACGAAAACGUGUGCGACCAAAGGAAUCUACAGACAGGACAGGAGCAUGAUAACGUUGAAGGCCGAAGAAUAGAGGGCAUUUCAGUUAAUGUUUUACUGUCGUGAAUGUAUUACAUGUAAUUUGUAUAGCCAAGAGCGGGUCUUCUUGACAAGGGACAGCGCACGGUCGCACCACGCCACAGCUGACUGAUACAUCGCCGAUCGUAACUAACGUUAGGAGUGAAGCGAAGAAACGAAGAAAGUUCUCGGUCUCUUGGGCCGUUGUCGGUUUAGCACCAAAGUGACUGAUAAAACACUAACAUAGAUACAUAGAUUGUAUAAUGGCGGACUACCUGAUCAGUGGACAGACUAGUUACGUGCCCGAUGAUGGACUCAGCGGGCAGCAACUCUUCAACUACGGGGACGGCCUUACCUACAAGUAAUUAUUGGCAUUUGACAGUCACAUGGCUGCUUGUUGAAAUCCAUCACAAUUCGCUUGCGUUCUUGAGUUAACUUGAAUAACCUUUGUAGCUAGCUAGCUAGUAACCAGAGCCAUAUAUUUAGUCUUUGACACAUUAGCUAUACUAUUAUUUGUGCAUGCAUGGGAUUUGGGUGCUUUGGGUCAUUGCAGUACAUGCAAUUAUUUCUACAUGGCAAUGGGUCUACCGACUUAGGUUUCCCGGGUCAACUCAUUCUUUCAAGUGACAGCGAGUUAGGUAACAAUUUUACUUUGGGGACUGACUCAAAUCUACCAAAAUAAUAUCUGAAAGAAGUAGAUGGGUAUUUGGUAAGGUUCUGUAUAGGCCUGGCUAUAUUCAGCUAUGCAAGCCUGUGAUUUGAACUUUCCUCUAGAGGGUGUCUGGGACAUAUUUCUCAAAAUUGUAUUCAUCAAUAAUAAACCUACUUUCAGUGUCUGUUAUGAAACAUAUACACAAGACAAUAACUCAUUUUUGCAGUCGGUAGCUUAGUUUUCCAGCAGUUGAAUUAGGAAUACCAAGCAUGACUUGCCUUGUGUGACAAUGUAGCUAACUAAUUAUGACACCCUGGAGGCAUAAUUACAUUUUACAUUUGAGUAAUUUCAUCAUGUCAAGAUAUUCUAGAGUAUGGUUGUAUUGGCAUGAACAAUAAGCACUUGUUAGGCAGAAGUAUAGUCUAUUUGCCACAGUGCCUCAUCCAAUGAUGGUUUAUACACAUCAUUGGCCUCAUCACUUGUCUACUCUUUAGUGAAGUUACCAUCACAUCUCAUUCUGCGCAUUCCAUGCUUAAUAUAGGCCAAGUAUUCUCCUCCUAGAAACAUGGGCCUUCAUAGUACUCGUAUACACCUUCAUAGUACUCGUAUGCACGUGCAACAGCAUAUUUCAAAAUCUCAACUAGUUAGUACCAGACAGACAGUGUGCUUGGAAACUUAUCAUUAUAAUAAUAAAUGCCAUUUAGCAGAUGUUUUUAUCCAAAGCGAUUUAGUCAUGCUUGCAUCACUUCUCAGGACCUUUAGGAAUGUGUUGGUCAUCAGCACUAACCUGUGACAACACAGGACCCUGCUCAUCGCAUGCACACUCCACUCCGAUAUCAGUUAGUCCCACGUCGAGUUCCGGAUAUCGCAAUUUGCUCAGAUUAUCGAACACUGAACUUUUGCAUUCCCACUCAAGUGUUGUCGAAAGAUAUCGUAGAAUUUGGUACGGCCACUGUCAAUGAAAAAAAAUUGGAUAGAAUAUGACUUUAUUGUCCAUCUGAAGAAGGAACUUCACAUUUGGCUGCCCCUCGUGUAAUUUCGUAACACCUUACUGUACAUACUGACACGUGUGGAAUUGCAAAUGUGUAUGAAUAUCAUUGAUAGAUUGUAUGCAGCAUGUGAAGCCUGUCCCUGCUCUCCUCUCUCUUUCUUUCUCUCUCUCUCAGUGACUUCCUGAUUCUCCCAGGAUACAUUGACUUCACAUCGGAACAGGUGGUGAGUGGAACCCUUAUUCUUCAAGACAACAGGGCUUCUGACCCUCCGUGACCGGUGUCCUAUUCAUUAGUGCACACCAUAGCAAAACAUUUAGCAAUGGAAACCAAAAAUGUGUGUUUCUUAUCGGAUAAGUUCAGGUAGUCCCUCCCGUUUCAGUCCAUUUUCUUCCGUUUGUUGCCUAGUGAAUUCGACCCAAAUAUUCAAUUUAAGAUUACAAGAAAGACCUUCCCAUUGUAAUCUUGAUUGGCAACAGAGCGCUGUGAAAGGUUUGUUACUACAAUAAGUGUUUGUUACAUGUAGUAACUGGUUUGUGUCUUCUGCAGGAUUUGACUUCAGCCCUGACAAAGCAGAUCACCAUGAAAACACCUUUUGUAUCCUCCCCCAUGGACACAGUCACCGAGUCAGCGCUGGCCAUUGCCAUGGCAGUAAGUGGUGUAAACACACACACACUUUAGCAUGGCGACAUAAUGGAACGUUUUUAAAGUAGACUCAGCAAAACACAAAGUAAACAGCCGUGUUAGGCCAACUUUCAUAAAAACUAAGCUCGAUAAACGUGACGACAAUCUUCUUCACAGCUGUUGGCACAGCUACCAAGGAAGCAACAAGUAAUAAAAAACGUCUUUGCUGUCAAAGACCGAUCACAUGAUCACAUGGUGACAUGAGACCACAAGCAACAAACCCGCCACCCUAUAAAACCCCUGAUAGCAGAAACAUCCUCAGCUGUUGGAAAACAACCAGUACUUUCUCCCAGGGUAUGUUGAAGUGACUACAACAGCUGCAAAUAUGUGUCACUUAAAAUAGUAACCUAAGAUGGUUGUUUUGUAAAGCCCCCCCCAGAGGCAAACGUCGCAGUGGAAACAUCAGUCUUCACUGCAAAACAAAUGCCAAGAAUUCCCUUAAAGCUUGAAACUAGUUGUUCUGCAUAAGUCCUUACAGGCAACUUCAGCUAGAGAUCAUGUCUGAGGACACGCAUCCUCACUCACACACACAAACUGGCAAGUAAACAUGUUCUUCUGAUCAUCUUUCAGCUCACAGGAGGAAUAGGCUUCAUCCACCACAACUGCACUCCAGAGUUCCAGGCCAACGAGGUCCGCAAGGUCAAGGUAAUGACCCCUACUACAAUUCUCUCUUUUUCACUCUUCAUCUCCCUUUAUAUUUCUGUUCUUUGUUACAUGUGUAUUUCUGUAUGUGUGUCUCUGCUACUCAUGUUAUUGUCUGCUCUCUUUUGGUCUGGUCCUCCUGCCAACCUAGUUGCUACUGUUUCACUGUAGUGUUCCCGCUAGAAGAGGAAGCAAUCGUUUUCUCUCUUCUCCAGUUUCAUUUUUCAUCUAUCGCUCAUGCGCUCUGGUGUGCUUUUUAAAUACCCUGUAGAUUUGCAGAGCCUAAUAGAUACCCUUACCCUCUCUUUCUCUCCCCUACCUGUUCCCCUCUCUCCCACGUCCCUCUUUCCCCUCCCCCAUUUAUAUUCUUUCCCCUCCACUUUCUGCCCUCCGCUCCCACAUCCCUCAAUCCCUGCUCCCUCUUUUUCCCCUCUUCUCCUUCCUUUCCUCCCCCCUCUCUCUCCCAGCGGUAUGAGCAGGGUUUCAUCACAGACCCAGUAGUGAUGAGUCCUACAGACUGCGUGGCAGACGUGUUCCAGGCUAAGGCACGCCACGGCUUCUGCGGCAUCCCCAUCACAGACAGCGGCCACAUGGGGGGGCGCCUCGUUGGCAUCAUCUCCUCGCGGGACAUUGACUUCCUGAAGGAGGAGGAGCACACCCUGCCACUCAGUGAGGUAGGUGUGGCUUAACGCAUAUCACUGUGUUGAUCCAGUUAGUAUUUUUAAAUCGGUGUAAAUGUAUUUAGUUGACUUCCCUGCCAUUCUCUAACUCGCGUCCGAAGGUAAAUGCUAAUCUUCUUUUGUUCUCUCCUUUCCUUCACCACUACAGGUGAUGACUAAGCUUGAGGACCUUGUCAUAGCUCCAGCUGGAGUGACACUGAAAGAGGCCAAUGAGAUCCUGCAGAGGAGUAAGAAAGGUGAGGAGGCGGGAUCUGGGGAAAAGGGGAGAAGGUUCACCAUAAAAAGUGAACGAGACUGUCAUAUAGCCUACACCAACAUGCCUCGUGUGUUCGAGGGCCCCAUUCUAAACACCAUGUCUCUGUGUAGGUAAGCUGCCCAUAGUGAACAAGGAGGGCUGCCUGGUGUCCAUCAUCGCCAGGACGGAUCUGAAGAAGAACAGGGACUUCCCCCUGGCCUCUAAAGACUCACGCAAACAGCUGCUGUGUGGGGCAGCCAUCGGCACGCACAACGACGACAAGUACAGGCUGGACCUGCUGGUGCAGAGCGGCGUAGACGUGGUCGUACUGGUGGGUUACUGGUUCUCCUACCCAAUCUACUUGUUAUUCUCUUCAUGGAUACUUUCUCCAUCUUUUUCUUCUUUGAACUGUUCUUUAAAGGUGCAAUCUGCAGUUCUAACAAUAACAAAGCGGUAUACCCUGCCACUAUUGUGGUAAAAAGCUGAGGGAUGGGGCUGGAGAAAUGUAACCUUUCUCAAGACGGAGCUAUGGAUACAAGGACUGACCGUACAUGAUAUCUAAUUUAUAGUUUUAACCAUGUUUUGUGGCUAUACAGUGUUUGUUUACAAUUACAAUGUUUACAAACAAAGGAGUACGAUCAUUAAGUAUGACCAAUGAUGUGUAUGGGGUAUGGCAGUUGAACUAAAGCUAUUGAGGCAUCUAUAAGUUAUUUUAUUCAAUAAUCGGUGUGUAUAUAUAAUUAGUUACGUCUAAAAAUAGAUGUAGCAAUCACAGAUUGCCCCUUUAAUGUUGCUCUCAUUUGUUCAGGACUCCUCUCAAGGGAACUCGAUCUUCCAAAUCAACAUGAUUAAGUACAUCAAAGAGAAAUACCCACAGCUUCAGGUCAUUGGAGGCAAUGGUAAGUGGUGUACACACACACACACACACACACACACACACACACACACACACAGAAAGAGAGAAAUGCUCCAUUCUCAGAACUGCCUCAUUUCAUGAUUGCACUAUGCAACACCCUGUGACAUUGUUGAUCUGUCUGUCUCAGUGGUAACUGCAGCCCAGGCCAAGAACCUGAUCGACGCUGGGGUGGACGGCCUGCGAGUGGGCAUGGGCAGUGGUUCCAUCUGCAUCACACAGGAAGGUGAGUCCCACCAAUGGAAGACUGCCUAGCUCCCCCUCACCCACAGCAGCUGUAACCCAAUCGGGAGCCUCCAAUCUGCCCACCUUUCCGCUAACGACUGAAAUCGCCCUUUAGCCAAGUGUAGAAUUCUGUACAAAUGGUCCCAUCCCAUCCUGUAAAGAAUGGUAAAGGGUUUUUGCAGAAUCAAAUUGUGCUGCCAUGCUACAUUCUAAUACAGGCAAUUUAACUGAAUAAGACCGCCUGCUGAAUAACUGCAGUGUGCAACAUCCUCAAACUUCAGCCAAACCACUUCAGAUCAAAACGUUGAAAACCGACAAGGGGGUAGGUCCUUAGAAAUCACGCGCAACUCCCCCAUUAAUUGUCAGUCGUACCCUCUAUUUUCUGUUUCUCUUUCACCUCAUCCUCACAUUCCCCUCCCCUCUCUCUUAAUCAUGCUAUUCUAUCUCUGUCUUUCAUGAUCUGUUUUGGGUUUCUUCCUUAUUUUCUAUAUACAGCGCAUUCGGAAAGUAUUCAGACCCGUUUACUUUUUCCACAUUUUGUUACGUUACAGCCUUAUUCUAAAAUUGAUUUUUUUACAACUGAAAUAUCACGUUUACAUAUGUUUUCAGACCCUUUACUCAGUACUUUGUUGAAGCACCUUUUGCAGUGAUUGCAGCCUUGAGUCUUCUUGGAUAUGACGCUUCAAGCUUGGCACACCUGUAUUUGGGAGGUUCUCCCAUUGUUCUCUGCCGAUCCUCACUAGCUCUGUCAGGUUGGAUGGGAGUGUUGCUACACAGCUAUUUUCAGGUCUCUCCAGAGAUGAUCGAUCGGGUUCAAGUCCAGGCUCUGGCUGGGCCACUCAAGGACAUUCAGAGACUUGUCCCAAAGCCACUCCUGCUUUGUCUUGGCUGUGUGCUUAGGGUCGUUGUCCUGUUGGAAGGUGAACCUUCACCCCAGUCUGAGGUUCUGAGCACUCUGGAGCAGGUUUUCAUCAAGGAUCUCUCUGUACUUUGCUCUGUUAAUCUUUCCCUCGACCCCGACUAGUCUCCCAGUCCCUGCCGUUGAAAAACAUCCCCACAGCAUGAUGCUGCCACCACCGCGCUUCACCGUAGGGAUGGUGCCAGGUUUGCUCCAGACGUGACGCUUGGCAUUCAGGCAAAAUAGUUCAAUCUUGUUUCUCAUGGUCUGAGAGUCUUUAGAUGCCUUUUGGCAAACUCCAAGCGGGCUGUCAUGUGCCUUUUACUGAGGAGUGGCUUCCGUCUGGCCACUUUACCAUAAAGGCCUGAUUGGUUGAGUGCUGCAGAGAUGGUUGUCCUUCUGGAAGGUUCUCCCAUCUCCACAGAGGAACUCUGGAGCUCUGUCAGAGUUACCAUUGGGUUCUUGGUCACCUCCCUGACCAAGGCCCUUCUCCCCCGAUUGCUCAGUUUGGCUGCGUGGCCAGCUCUAGGAAGAGUCUUGGUGGUUCCAAACUUCUUCCAUUUAAGAAUGAUGGAGGCCACUCUGUUCUUGGGGGCCUUCAAUGCUGCAGACAUUUUUUGGUACCCUUCUCCAGAUCUGUGCCUCGACACAAUCCUGUCUCGGAGCUCUACGGACAAUUCCUUCGACCUCAUGGCUUGGUUUUUGCUCUGACAUGCACUGUCAACUGUGGGACCUUAUAUAAACAGGUGACAGCCUUUCCAAAUGAUGUCCAAUCAAUUGAAUUUACCACGGGUGGACUCCAAGUUGUAGAAACAUCUCAAGGAUGGUCAAUGGAAACAGGAUGCCCCUGAGCUCAAUUUAGAGUCUCAUAGCAAAGGGUCUGAAUAGUGAUGUAAAUUAGGUGUUUCAGUUUUUAUGUUUAAUACAUUUGCAAAAAAAUCUAAAUACCUGUUUUUGCUUUUGUCAUUAUGGGGUAUUGUGUGUAGAUUGCUGAGGAUUUGUAUUUAUUUAAUCCAUUUUAGAAUAAGGCUGUAACGUAAAGAAAUGUGGAAAGAGUCAAGGGGUCUGAAUACUUUCCGCAAGCACUGUAUCUCUUCCUUUUGUUUCUCCUUUCUCUUUGUACAUCUCUCUUCCUCAUCACCUCCAGUUCAUGUUUUGUUGUGUGGACCUCUGCUCGUUUGGUUUCACACUGCCUGUACUGUCUGUCUCUCUAGCGCCUCUCAGUGUUGCUCCUGGUAUAAAUCUCCACAGCCCCAAAACCCCAACUACUGUUACAGGAUACUGCAGUAAGUCCUUCCCACCGGGCCCCACUGGCCUGCGCAGGGCUCUUUCUCUCUAAUUGGCUCCACUACCACACUGUGCCCGCCUACCCCCCCCUUCACAGCCUGUCUGCAUUGGUUGGUUAACGGCUCUGCACCAGUAGAGGUAGUAGUCAAGCUGGCCUUGGGCGUUUGGGGUUUUGGAUGCUUGUACUUUGGUCCUUGAUUAAUCUGUCACUGUGACAUCACACCUCCCUUGUCUCGACAUCCUCAUCAUUACAAAUUUGUCACAUGGUUCGUAAACAACAGGUGACAACAGUGAAAUACUUACUUACGGCCGUUCCCAACAACGCAGAGAGAAAGAAAAUAGAGAAAUAAUAGAAAAGUAAAACACGUAAUAAUAAAUCAAAAAUGAGUAACGAUAACUUGGCUAUAUAAACGGGGUACCAGUACUGAGUCUGUGCAGGGGUAUGAGGUAAUUGAGGUAGAUAUGCACAUAUAACUAGGAAUAAAGUGACAGAUAAUAAACAGUAGCAGCAGCGUAUAUUUGAGGAGUCAAAGUUACUGCAAAAAGGAUCAAUGUAGAUGGUCCGGUUAACUAUUUAACUAACUAUUUAGCAGUCUUAUGGCUUGGGGGUAGAAUGGAUGCAUAUGAUGAAGUGUGUUUUAGUAGUGCGCUCGAGAUGCGUCCCUAAAUGCAGUGCACAAGCAUGUGAUGGACAGUCAGGUUUUCAUAUAUGAGUGGGGAGGGAGCCCGUAGCUCCACAUUAUACUGGUUGUUGUAACACAUUAAGGAAUCUACUUAUGUCAUUGUUAUCUAACACCCCAUUCACAUGUAACAGUCAUUGACUUAACAUAAACCUGACCUGUAACUUAAGAUUUACUAUGUGUUUGAUCAUAAUAAUAUUAUUGUACCUUUUGAGAAGGGGGAAAAAUAUGCAUGUCUUCAAAAGCUUUCUGGUAGUGCUGCUCUGCAAUUUAAUCCAUUCCUGUUCAGUAUUUAUGGUAAUUAUUUACUAAAUUUAAUCCAGUCCCAGUUAGCUCAUGGAUAUGCAUACCAAUCACAAAAAAAGGUGAGCACGAAGCUAACAUAAUAUUCUCCACUUCCUCUUUUGAUGUUUGCCUCAGACAUUCUAAUGAACUCAUUUUAGAGUAAGAGUUGAUUAAAAGAAUCUCGGCAGAACUGCUGGCUGGUAACAGGAUUAAUUGAAACUGUCACGGAGGAAAAGAGGCCAAUCGGCUGAUUCUCAUAUUUAGUGUUGAGGGAAGAAAGCCUGCAAAAAUAAGGCUUGUGCUUCCUGAAUACAAAACGUAUAAACUCUACUCCAACACUUUCUAAGACUUCCUCGGUUUGUUGUUUCUCUUUUUUCAUUUUAUGAAUGUUAUCUUCCCAAAUUGACAUCACAUUUGUAUAAUGUAGCCUAAUAUUGUGUGAGUGGUUGGUCUACUACUUGUUGAAUCAUGUCUGUGAAUGGGAAAUCCUAUCAUACUAAAUGAUUCUAAAGUUCUUUCCUGUCCCAUCGUCUUGCUAUGUAAUCAGUUUCAUAAUGAUUACAUUUAUCAGGUAAACACAAUGUUAAAAUCCCAUUUUAAUUAUAAAAUGAUCCACUCAAGCAAGCCAAAACCAUGUUUAAUCUACAGCAAAUCAACGAAAAUAUGAAUUAAUAUUCAAAUAAUACUGAUAUGAUGAAUUCACUUGAUAAACCAGGAAAUUACAACCUAAAAUGCAUGCAAAGACAGACUGUCUGCUGUGUGAGAAUGCCUAGUCUGUCUCUGAUGGGGGGGCUACAUGUGAAUGCUUGGCUGUAUAUUCCCCACCAUGACCUGUCAGCCUCAAUUGAACCAAGUGACACAAAAUAGGCCUCAAGCAGGCAUGAACAUUGCCACAAACCCCCUCCAUUAUUUUAUUUAUUUUUACAACUUUUGUGUGUUCUUUGUUCACGCCUGUCCUCCUUCCCCUGUUGUCUCAGUGUUGGCAUGCGGGCGUCCCCAGGCCACCGCCGUGUACAAGGUGUCGGAGUACGCCCGUCGAUUUGGAGUGCCAGUCAUCGCCGACGGGGGCAUCCAAACCGUGGGGCACAUCGCCAAAGCCCUGGCACUUGGGGCAUCUACAGGUGUCUCAGGCUCAAGUCAAAUACCCAUACACACACCAACUCUCAUUAGUCAAUAGUAUAUAGAAAGGAGAGAAACACGUAGCAUUAGCCAUUACGCGUAGCAUUAGCCAUUACGCGUAGCAUUAGCCAUUACGCGUAGCAUUAGCCAUUACGCGUAGCAUUAGCCAUUACACGUAGCACUUACAGGAUCACAUUUAGACACUGAUAUAGUAAUGUACUAACACACACACAUCCCUCUCAAAGCAUGAAAGGUACAUUCUCUGAUCUCUCCUCCCCGCUGUCUCUCCAGUGAUGAUGGGCUCUCUCCUGGCUGCCACAAGCGAGGCUCCAGGUGAAUACUUCUUCUCUGACGGCAUUAGGCUGAAGAAAUACCGAGGCAUGGGCUCACUGGAUGCCAUGGACAAGAACCUGGGCUCCCAGACCAGAUACUUCAGGUACUGAGUCAUAGUUAUACUAAUACACUAGUAAUACAGUAAAACAAAUAUGUAUUAUCCCCAGGAUUGUAUUCAUUAGGCACCAAAUGAUAUAAAACCGACAAACUGAGGUACUACCUGAACUUGUCCAAUAAGAAGCGCUUGUUGUUUCCCUUUGCAAAACGUUUUGCUACAGUCUCCCGAGUGGCGCAGUGGUCUAAGGCACUGCAUCACAGUGCUAGCUGUGCCACUAGAGAUCCUGGUUCGAAUCCAGGAGACCCAUGGGGCGGCGCACAAUUGGCCCAGCGUCGUCCAGGGUAGGGGAGGGAAUGGCCGGCAGGGAUGUAGCUCAGUUGGUAGAGCAUGGCGUUUGCAACGCCAGGGUUGUGGGUUCGAUUCCCACGGGGGGCCAGUAUAAAAAAACAUAUGUAUUCACUAACUGUAAGUCGCUCUGGAUAAGAGCGUCUGCUAAAUGACUAAAAUGUAAAUGUAAAAAUGUGUGCACUAAUCAAUUGGUCCUCUGUAGCUCAGCUGGUAGAGCACGGCGCUUGUAACGCCAAGGUAGUGGGUUCGAUCCCCGGGACCACCCAUACACAAAAAAAAUGUAUGCACGCAUGACUGUAAGUCGCUUUGGAUAAAAGCGUCUGCUAAAUGGCAUAUUAUAUUAUUAUUAUUAUAAUUAACACGACCCAGGGGCAACUAGCUUUGCAGCAGGCAGUCAACCAAAAGACAAAAAACAUAUAGCUGACCCAUCCUCUCUUUACCCCUUUCCUCCCUCUUUCUGCAGUGAGUGUGACAAGAUCAAGGUGGCUCAGGGUGUGUCGGGGGCGGUCCAGGACAAGGGCUCUAUCCAUAAGUUUAUUCCCUACCUGCUGGCUGGGAUCCAGCACUCCUGUCAAGACAUCGGAUCCAAGAGCCUCACCCAGCUCAGGUACACGCACGCGCACACAUACAUCUGAAUGUUUGUCAAAGUACGCCUACUUUGAUGCCGCCGCGUGUGUGAGCAUCGGGGCUCCGUGUAACACUGUCUUCCCCGUGCAGAGCCAUGAUGUAUUCUGGGGAUCUGAAGUUUGAGAAGAGGACGACAUCGGCCCAGAUGGAGGGAGGAGUCCACAGCCUGCACAGGUACUUAUUGAUGUGAUCUAGCUAGGCUGUGUUGACUAGCCCACAGUGCUGUCACAGAAGCUAACAUUACAAUAUAUUCUUUGCUUGGUGAGGGGAUUUUCUUAACAUCUCAGUUUCACAUACCACAUGCAAGCUCCUAGAUUUUAAAAUGGUUCCCCUUUCCAAACGAAUCUCACUUCAACAUGUUUAUAGGUCUGUCUGAUCUCAGUAUGAUGCAACAUGUUGGUAAUUCGUUACCAGAUCAUUCAUUUGUUAAACCUGUUCUUUUUUUUUCUUUUUCUUUCUUCUCUUGCAGUUAUGAGAAGCGCCUGUUCUAAGGAAGAGAACAACAGUAGUGGGCUGCAGACUUGAGUGUUCCUCAAGCAUACGCACAUGCAAGCACACACAACUACUUGACAACCCCCCUCACACACACACACAAA
Coregonus sp. 'balchen' is the source of this 11334-nucleotide messenger RNA. Lineage: Eukaryota; Metazoa; Chordata; Actinopteri; Salmoniformes; Salmonidae. The record is from the annotation of a GenBank genome assembly.